UCUCCUUUAAGUCUAUAUUUUCUAUACAAACGUUCAAUCUGUUGGGGGCGCAGCUCUUAGAUUCUUACAUGCUACUGGCCUGUAUCAGAAGAUAUGAAUGUAGUACACACUCCUAGACUGUGGAGGGCAGCAUUACACUCUACAGUGUACAGCAUGACGGAAAUUCAGUAGAAGAAGAAGAAGAAGAAAAUGGCGGACUGGGUGCAGCGCCUUUUCUGAGUUCCGUCUCCUGCAAUUGUCCCAAUUUUUCACAUACUUUACCUUCCAACUCAAUUCUAUGUGAUCGUAUGAAUCUCUAAUACACCAUACUGACGCUUUAUCCAUAAAGUGCUCCGGAAACUGCAGCAUGAAGACGAAGAAGAAGCUCUCUUCAGCCCGCAGUAGCUCGGAGAUUGAAGACCACGAUGAUGCUAAGAUGGAGGUCUCUACCGAGAGCUCCAAAAGAAAAGAGCCUUUCUCAGCAGCGAAGAAUCCACCAGCAACUAAAAAGAAGGACACUGACUCAGAGGAAGGUAGGGAAGGAAUGAACGAAGUCCUGGACGCAAUAAAACAGCUAACUGGAAAAGUGGACACGCUAGAUGUCCAGCAGCUGUUGGUGAGUAAAGAAGAGCUUCCACCUGAGCAGCAGGAGUGGAGCCACAUUCUGGACCAGGAGGACACUAAGCCCCCACACAUUAAAGAAGAACCUGAGGAACUGUGGAUUAGUCAGGAGGAACAACAGCUUCAAGGACUGGAGGACGCUGAUACCACCAAGUUCCCCUUCACUCCUGUCUCUGUGAAGAGUGAAGAUGAUGAAGAGAAACCUCAGUCCUCACAGCUUCAUCAGAGACAAACUGAACAGAUGGAAACAGGAGUUGAUGGAGAGGACUGUGGAGGAGCAGAACCAGAGAGGUACUCAGAUCCAGAGAGACGUUUACAACCAGAGACUGAGGUCGAGAUUGAAGACUCUGAUGAAUCUGAGACUGAUGACAGUGAUGAUUGGCAAGAGACAAGAGAAGAUCUGUCAGAAUUAAACUUGAAAAAUAAGAAACUAAAGACUGAUAAGAGACCACAUAGCUGCUUGGAGUGCGGUAAAAGAUUUAACCAAGAACAGAAUUUGACCAGUCACAUGAUGAUUCACACUGGAGAAAAACCCUUCAGCUGCUCUCAAUGUGAGAAAAGGUUUACCGCUAAGUCUAGUUUGACAUAUCACAUGGCAAAUCACAGAGGAGAGAAACCCUUCAGCUGCCUUCAUUGCGGUAAAAGAUUUUCCCAAAAUGGAAAUCUGACCAGACACAUGUUAGUUCAUACAGCAGAGAAACCCUUCAGUUGCUCUGUUUGCAGUAAAAGUUUUACCCGUAGAGGAAGUCUGGCCACACACAUGUUAGUUCAUAAAGGAGAGAAACCCUUCAGCUGCUCUGAGUGUGGUAAACAGUUUACCCAAAAACGAAGUCUGACCACACACAUGUUAGUUCACACUGGAGAGAAACCCUUCAGCUGCUCUCAGUGUGAGAAAAGAUUUACCCAUAAGUGUAAUUUGACAUAUCAUAUGGCAAAUCACAGAGGGGAGAAUCCCUUUAGCUGCCUAGAGUGCAGUAAAAGAUUUAGCAGUAGAGCACAUCUGACCACACACAUGUUAGUUCAUACAGGAGAGAAACCCUUCAGCUGCUCUCUUUGCAGUAAAAGUUUUACCCAAAGAUUAAGUCUGACCACACACAUGUUAGUCCACACAGGAGAGAAAUCCUUCAGCUGCCUUCAGUGUGAGAAAAGGUUUACCAGUAAGUCUGGUUUGACAUAUCACAUGACAAAUCACACAGGAGAGAAACCCUUCAGCUGUCUUGAGUGUGAUAAAAGAUUUUACCUGCAAGGAAGUCUGACCAGACACAUGUUAGUUCAUACAGGAGAGAAACCCUUCAGCUGCUCUGUUUGCAGUAAAAGUUUUACCCGUAGAGGAAGUCUGGCUACACACAUGUUAGUUCAUAAAGGAGAGAAACCCUUCAGCUGCUCUGAGUGUGGUAAACAGUUUACCGAAAGACAAAGUCUGACCAGACACAUGUUAGUUCACACAGCAGAGAAACCCUUCAGUUGCUCUGUUUGCAGUAAAAGUUUUAUCCGUAGAGGAAGUCUGGCCACACACAUGUUAGUUCAUAAAGGAGAUAAACCCUUCAGCUGCUCUGAGUGUGGUAAACUGUUUACCGAAAGACGAAGUCUGACCACACACAUGUUAGUGCACACUGGAGAGAAACCCUUCAGCUGCUCUCAGUGUGAGAAACAAUUUACCCAUAAGUGUAAUUUGACAUAUCACAUCGCAAAUCACAGAGGGGAGAACCCCUUUAGCUGCCUUGUGUGCAGUAAAAGAUUUAGCAAUAGAGCACAUCUGAACACACACAUGUUAGUUCACACACGAGAGAAACCCUUCAGCUGCUCUGUUUGCAGUAAAAGUUUUACCCAUAGAGGAAGUCUGACCACACACAUGUUAGUUCACACAGGAGAGAAAUCCUUCAGCUGCCUUCAGUGUGAGAAAAGGUUUACCAGUAAGUCUGGUUUGACAUAUCACAUGGCAAAUCACACAGGAGAGAAACCCUUCAGCUGUCUUGAGUGUGAUGAAAUGUUUUACCUGCAGGGAAGUCUGACCAGACACAUGUUAGUUCAUACAGGAGAGAAACCCUUCAGCUGCUCUGAGUGUGGUAAAAGGUUUAGUUCUGAGGGAAAUCUGACCAGUCACAUGAUGAUUCACACUGGAGAUGAAUGCUAAUCUUUUGCAAUGGUAAAGGUAAUCCAAAUGAAUCCAAGUUAACAUCAUCACUGUGUAUUCAUAAGUAUGUAUUGAUUAACAGAUAUAUAAGACAAUUCUACUGACAGAAAUCUGUCUCUACUUUUUUGACAUUUAUGUUUUGUUGCUGACAUAUGAACCAGUAAGUUGAGAGCAGCUAUGAUGUUUGAAUGUAAAGGGUUUAUAUGAAACAGUUACAUAUCCUUCUCUCCUGAUAUCUUCUCUUCUUUCUGUCACUCUGUUUCCUUGGAGGCCUGUGUGUUGGGUAGCACAAGUUCUUCAGACAGCUCAUGUGUAACCUUGUAAUAAAUAAACUGAUGUAGAGUGAGAAAGA
Labrus mixtus (cuckoo wrasse) is the source of this 3086-nucleotide messenger RNA. Its product is annotated as gastrula zinc finger protein XlCGF58.1-like. Gene Ontology annotation, biological process: regulation of transcription by RNA polymerase II. Gene Ontology annotation, cellular component: nucleus. The transcript is spliced from 3 exons. The coding region runs from base 347 to 2734 and encodes 795 amino acids. Gene Ontology annotation, molecular function: DNA-binding transcription activator activity, RNA polymerase II-specific; RNA polymerase II cis-regulatory region sequence-specific DNA binding. The record is from RefSeq and is a predicted model, not a curated record. NCBI's taxonomy places the organism in Eukaryota, Metazoa, Chordata, Actinopteri, Labriformes, Labridae.